Molecule: messenger RNA, 1122 nt
Organism: Blastomyces gilchristii SLH14081
Lineage: Eukaryota; Fungi; Ascomycota; Eurotiomycetes; Onygenales; Ajellomycetaceae
Exons: 3
Coding region: 359-802 (147 amino acids)
Source: RefSeq, a predicted model, not a curated record
CGGCAAGCAUCGAACUUCGCCGCCGUAGGAGUGGUCACUCAAAAAGACGUUUCUGCGGGGCAGCGAAGCAAUGGUUCAAGAUAUUGCUACACCUCGACCCCACGAGACUGGUGCCACAUGCACAGAAUGCUCAAAGAUCGAUAUCUUGUGGCUAAAGGACGAUACUUAACACUCAUCUCUAUCUUACCACAAGCCGUGAACUAUUGACCAUACAAUGCCGUUAAUUAGAGGCAGAACUGUAGUGAGCGGGAAUGAGAGAUGCCACGACCAGCCAUGAAGCCACUCCCCCUCGUCGACGCCCUUGGUGGGCUCGCUGGCUUAUCUGCGUUAGAGGCUCACCCGCGAUUCGCAUCCUGGCAUGAAAGCAGUUAGAGAUGAUGAAGAGGCCACGAGUGAUAUGUUACUGGUCCCCGUCUCUGGAGAAAAAAUAUCAGACAUAUCGCCAAUCCAAAAACAAAAGCGGACAGUUGCAAAAGACCACCUCGAUGAGGAUGGCGCUGCAAGAGCUGUAAAUAGAUGUCGAAACAGAGAAGAAACGCUUCAAAAAGGCGUUGGAAGCUUACGAAAGUACAACUGCUGGAUUGAAAUUCCAACCGAUGUCACGACAAAAUCGGUGCACGCGUGGGAGGAAGUUUUGCAAGAGGUGAAGAAGGCAUCAGAUGAAUAUAAUGACGUAUCGGGAUUUGGGGGCACAUUAGAAAAGGCCUCCGGAGCUUUGGAAAGAAUAACAAAGCCUUUGAAGCAUGGGCGAGCGUCCUGCCGUCACAAUCACAUUACUUUUCUCUGCUGUGCGGAGGCUUAAAACUCAUAUUCUGGGUUUGUUCCGCCCUAACUUGCACCGUCGGUGCGUUCUUCAUUAAGACCUAGCUAGGCCGCAGCGCGCUUGCACGAUCUUCGAACCGACAUUGCUUUAGCGGAGAUCCCCAUCCUCAUAUCGAGCACUCAUAAAGCCCUGGGUAUCUUCAGGAGGUCGAACGACUUGCGUCGAUCUAGCGCGGCUCUCUAUGCCGCUACAAUAGCUGCCUUACAUCACAUCGUCGCGUGGUAUAGGGAAAAAGCCUCGAAAAAAUUAUUCCGUAGCAUGUUCCAGCAAGAGACCUACGAAAAAAAAAAUAAAAAAAA